GUCUCAACUAUUCCAUUUUCCAACGCUUUGUGAAACAUGCAAACUUUGCAUAAUCUUCAGCAUUGCGGACAGCAGUGGGCCAUGCACCAUUGGAGAUCAGUAUGCCACAUCCGUUUUGCACAGCUUGUGUGUGGUGAGCUGAAUACCAGACUGUGCCAUUCUGCUGUCCCACCAGUGAGCAUGGUGGCUGUCAGCCCCACAACAGCUGCUCUCCUCAGCCCAAGCAGGAAAUACAGAGCAAACGUUCACAAAAGUCAGAUGCCCCCUUCUGAGAUUAACCGUAUUUUAAAAUCGAACGAGUACAGUUUCAACGUUAACGGGUACGACGGAAGAAACGUCAGCUCGGUGCUAAGGUUCGACAGCAACCUCCUGGCGGCCAACUCGCCCAGCGAAGACCGCAGGAGCGCCGCCACCUGUCUGCAGAGCAGAGGCAUGAUGUUCGGGGUUUUUGACGGGCACGCGGGCCACGCCUGUGCGCAGGCCGUCAGUGAGAGGCUCUUCUACUACAUAGCCGUCUCCCUGCUCCCGCUGAAGACGCUGGUGGACAUCGAGGACGCGGUGGACAACGAGCGUCCCGUGCUCCCCAUUUUGCAGUGGCACAAGCACCCCAACGACUACGUCAGCACGGACUCCGGGAAGCUGUACUUCAACAGCCUGCGGACAUACUGGCAGGAGCUGAUCGACUUGGCGGAGGAUGAGGACAAGGACAUCCAGGCCGCCCUGGUGAACGCGUUCAAGAGGCUGGACAACGACAUUUCGCUGGAGGCGCAGGUGGACUUUGGGGACCCCUUCUCGCAUUACACUCCGUUCAGAGUCGCACUGUCGGGGUGCACCGCUUGCGUCGCCCAUGUGGAUGGAUCUGACUUGCACGUUGCUAACCUCGGGGACAGCAGGGCCGUGCUCGGGAUUCAGCAAGACGACGGCAGCUGGUCUGCUAUGACCAUUAGCAAUGACCACAACGCGCAGAACCCGGACGAGGUGCAGCGGAUCCGCUCAGAGCACCCGGCCUCCGAAAAGAAGACGGUGGUCAAACACGACAGGCUGCUGGGUCUUCUCAUGCCCUUCAGAGCUUUUGGGGACGUCAAGUUCAAGUGGAGCAGCGAGCUCUUGAAUCGUGUGUGUGAGACACGCUCAGAGAUUCUGUCGGGUAACGAGCACGCUAAAAUGCUUCCGCCAAAUUAUCACACACCCCCGUAUCUCAUAGCGGAGCCCGAGGUCACCCAUCACAAGCUCCGACCUCAAGACAAGUUCCUCGUCCUAGCCACAGAUGGCCUGUGGGAACUGAUGCAUAGGCAGAGUGUUGUGCAGGUCAUAGGAGAACACCUGACUGGAAUGUACUGGCAGAAACCAGUCUCUGGACUCUCCUUCACCUUGGGACAGAUGCACAGGUUGCUUUUGGAGAGGAAAGCUAGGUCCCUCUCAGCCCUUGAAGAUGAUAACUCUGCUACAUAUCUGUUGCGCCAUGCUUUGGGAGGUGACGGUUUUGGCACUGUGGAUCCCAGGCGCUUGUCCAAGAUUCUGAACCUUCCUCAAGAGCUGGCAAGAAUGUACAGAGAUGAUAUUACAAUUAUAGUAAUCCAUUUAAACAGCCCUGUCAUUGAAGCAAAUCACAAGGCAAACAUUACCGAGGCAGCAUAA
This is a messenger RNA of Megalops cyprinoides (Indo-Pacific tarpon), 1638 nucleotides long. RefSeq lists its product as uncharacterized. Gene Ontology annotation, molecular function: protein serine/threonine phosphatase activity; cation binding. Bases 37 to 1638 code for a protein of 533 amino acids. Gene Ontology annotation, biological process: protein dephosphorylation. The transcript has a single exon. Lineage: Eukaryota; Metazoa; Chordata; Actinopteri; Elopiformes; Megalopidae. The record is from RefSeq and is a predicted model, not a curated record.